Medioppia subpectinata is the source of this 580-nucleotide messenger RNA. Lineage: Eukaryota; Metazoa; Arthropoda; Arachnida; Sarcoptiformes; Oppiidae. The record is from the annotation of a GenBank genome assembly.
AUAAACGAUAAAAAUGAACAAUGAGAUAAAAACCACCGAGAUAACACCAAGCAAAUAUUUUAAGCGGCAAUUAGUAUGGCGCAAUGUAAUCUCAUUGACCAUGGUGCAUUUAUCCGGAGCUUACGGACUCUACCUAUCAAUGUUUGUGGCGAAGCCGUUGACCGUUGUUUUCAUGUAUUUUGUGGCCACAAUUUCGGCCUUUGGUAUACUUUGCGGAGCGCACCGGCUAUGGGCGCACCGGUCAUAUAAGGCCAAAAUGCCGCUACAAUUGUUGUUAGCAUUUGGUCAAACAUUGUCCCUACAAAACGACAUAUACGAGUGGUGUCGCGACCAUAGAGUACAUCACCGGUACUCCGACACCGACGCCGACCCGCACAACAUUAAUCGGGGUUUCUUUUUCGCGCACAUGGGUUGGCUCAUGUGCCGAAAGCACCCCGAUGUUAUUGAGCAGGGUAAACUCGUGGACAUGAGCGAUUUGGCCGCUAACCCCGUGAUUAGUUUACAACGUAAAUUUUACGUACCUUUAGUGGCGCUAAUUUGGGCCGCAUUUCCCACAUUAACGCCGUAUUAUAUGUGGGGC